Messenger RNA from Symbiodinium sp. CCMP2592, 1230 nucleotides. The record is from the annotation of a GenBank genome assembly. NCBI's taxonomy places the organism in Eukaryota, Dinophyceae, Suessiales, Symbiodiniaceae.
AUGGACGAGACCAUCCGGAAGUUGCAGAUGAACUGGCACGGCGUGUGCAACGCCUUGGGAUGCGAUCCGACCAAUUACUGGGACAUCUACCUCCGGCAUCACCAGCACAGCUUGGCUCUGCUGGAAACGGACCAGGUGGGGCUGUUGCACUCUGACAUCCGCCACCGCUUCCUCUUGCAGCACCGCGUCCAGAGGUUCAUCUCCACGCACCAUCACGACUUCAGCUUCGUGCAGAAGUACGCGCGCUUCGGCCAGGAGCAGCCGUCCUCGGAGUCGGUCAUGAGGGACUACCAUGCGCGGAGCAAGGAAGCAUUGAUGAAGUUCGUGGUUCCUUUCGUGCAGUCCUUGCCGGAGGAGCGCGCCGUGCGCUUGGUGGACAGGCAGAAGCUGGCGGACAAGAUGGCCGAAGGCCCAUCUGGUGUGAGUCCUCCUCACGAGGAUGAAGCAUCAGAGAUCGACGACCAGCAUGACGUGGAGGGCUGGGAGGAGGGGGACGACGAGAUCCCAGACCGCGAGAUUGCGGACCACGACAUGCUGGAUGACGUCGAGGCGGAGAACGAGGACGAGGACGGCGACCAGGUGGAGACUUUGCCAGCAGGCAAGAAAUCGCCUCCUGCCCUCGGAAACAGCACGGCCAUGACCCUGAUGGAAGAAGAGGACAGUGAAGGUGCAAAAAGCGGCUGGGGUCGGCGGAGGCGGCGCCGCCGUCGACGAAGACGAAGUCGAAGAAGAAGAAGGUGGUGGAAGAAGCUGGUAGAAGCCGUGGUCAAGGUGGUCGAAGUCAUUGUGGAAGCAUUGAAAUGCGUCGGGGCCACUUCUCGCUUCAUCAACACGGGCUACAGCAGGAGUAUCGGCACAAACGUGGCCUGGAACAUAGGCCUCAGUGCGGGGGCAACUGAACCUUUGGCCGACCUCCUAAAGGGCUACAUUCCUUCAGCUUGGAUCAGCGUAAGCACCGGCUUCGCGGUCGGGAGUACCACGGACUGGUGGUGGGCCGGCGCGGGCAUGAGUGGCAGUCUAGGCUGCAGCAGCUCCAGUGGCUGCAAACUCGGCAUCAACGUGGCCUUGCUUGCGUGCGGCAUCGCCGAGACACCGCACGACAAGGCCUGCCCACUCCCGGACUGGAUUGCAGAUCCCCUCGGCCUGAAAUGCGGCCAUUCCGCCGGCUGGUCUGUCUCCAUCCUGUGCUGCACUUUCAACCUGCACAACGGCGAGAACAACUGCCGCUGA